UUCAUGCUUGACUGGAGACAGCACUACCAGCAGCUCUUCUUCAGAGAGAGAGAGAGAGAGAGAGAGAGAGAGAGAGAGCUACAUAGACAGACAGAAGGAGACAGAUACCAAUGUCUUUGCUAAUAUUUCCACUAAGGAAAUGUUGGAGCAGUUAGAUGCUUCCUUUGCCUCUAAUAACACCACAGAUUGAUCUGUUCUCUCUGGGACUACCACACAAUUAGCAUUCCUGUUUCUUAGAUUUACCAUCAAAAGAGGGUUUUUUGGAUCACAGCCUGAAUACUUUUUACCUCCCGGGCGGUUGCCAGGGCAUCUAAACAGAAUCGUCUUGUGUAGUUGUGCAUUUUGCGUAAAGGCAUCCUCAUGGAUGUUAAAUGUGAAAGCUGGACACAACAACCCAUGUCUCAGAUUCGAGCUGGACAGGAUGGUACGUCUGACAUAGCAUGGAGGAGAUCUAGAGAUGAACUUUCAUGGAAAAGACCUCCUCGGGCAGCUCGUCCACACAGCUGUAUAGAAGGCAGACUGAAGGACGAGUUUAUUCAAACAUUGAACAAUUUACAGAUUUGUCCCCUUCAACAGCAGAUGCCUCCUUCCCCCCAGGAGAACGACAUCCCUGAGAGUGUAAGCCUUAGUUUGGUGGCAAGCUCUCAGAGCAGUCUGGAGUCUCUGUGUUCUCAACUGGAGAGCAGAGAAAGAGUUCAAAUUAAGACAGCACCGAGCACUCAGAGGGCCAAGGUAUGCUGCCUUGCUCCAGUUCGGAUUGGAUGGCUGCCUUUACAAAGACAUGUGGUGAAGAAAGAUGGGCAGAAUGAUGCAGCUCAACAGGAUGGCACCAGCUGCAAGGUGAAGCUGAAGCCACCUAUUACCCCUGUAUUGAGCUGCAGUUCUGUCAAAAUGUAUGGAUCAGAGCCUGAAGAUGCUUCCGCUAGACUUGGGGUAAAGGGAAUGUCAGGCUCCAUCCCUGUACAGGCUGAUGGUAAAAGAAAGGUCAUUCCAGCAGAAAGAAAUAAGGACACGCCGUUUGAUCGGGCCACCAGCGUGCAGAACACACCCCCUGACAGAUUUCUGUGGCAAACCCCAGAGCACAGGAGAGGGAGCGUUCCCCAGGUAUCCCUUCUCACAGCACCCCCUGUAGGCGAUAGAACAUCUCCCAAACACAGCAGCUCUAUAUCCUCCAUUACAAUCACCUCCAGAAAGGUCAUCCGUUCCUCAAGCAUGCCUGAUACCAGCAUAUCCGGCCAGGAUAGAGACAGGAUGGCUUUAAACAACCACAACUAUGACCCAGAUUAUUCAAACAGUCUAUGCCCGACAGAGGUCACUCCACAGAGGAAAGCCCUUGUGGUCAAAAUUACUGAGCAAAGAGAAGAAACCAAUAGAUUUCUGCAGCCAGAUGCUAAAAAUGUCCCUGUCUUUAGUUUCUCUCCAAGAAGGACUACUGGAGAAACAUGCUUCUCCACUAGAAUGAGCUCUGGAGCUGCAGCUUCUGAUCUCUCCAGCAUGAAGAACCACCCCUUACAAGCUUCUUUAAGUCUGACUAGUAGAGAUAACCUUAUAUCAGAAAAGUCUCAAAUAACCCACACAGAAUGCCACUCUCAAAUCCCUUCUUGCCUAGCCACCCAAGAGUCCCAGAAGCCAGUGGUCCUCCGGAGAAAACCCACCAUUAUCAAGGUGCAGGAGCAAAGAGACAGCUUAAGCAGAGUGGACAAUGGCAAUAAUAGGAAUGUGGCCUACAGGCACAGCUUCAGUGGCCUCAAAAUCACUGAUAUGAAACCACAGUUAGACAAUAAAUGCACACUUUCUGGAUCUGAGAUGCAAGCUGCAAAUAGCCAAACCAACCUAUACAGGUCAACAGUGUCCCUCCAGAUGACAUCCUCCAAUCAAUGUCACCUGGAUAACCCACAUGCUGCAAGAGGAUCCCUACCCCGGAGGCCUGCUAGUUGUUAUGCUAGUCUGUUUAGCCCUGUUGAGGCAAAUGCUGGUGAAAUUCAAAACACUAUUUCUGUGCUACCCCAUGAGACAAAUAUUGGCCCUGUAUGCUCCACAGCCAGCACCUCAAACAGGUGUUGGAGCAGUAAAGGAGGAGAAGAAAAUCAUGACAGGAUUUAUCUAAGGACGGGUAGCUCUUCAUUGGAUAAAGCCCAAAGCAUGAUGGAGUCUGAUCUUCUGAGGAACCAGCCUUUAACUCUCAUCAAAGUCCCAGAAAGCUCAACCCAUGAGACCUACGAUGCUAUAGUAGCCCUGAAUGCUGCUGCCAUUAUAGCCAAUAUAAAGCUGCAUAGUGACCAGAAGAAAAGAACCCAGAGCGAUGGCAACUCAACUGGAAAAAGAGCCUCAACUUCCAUGAGCAAACCUGCAGGAGCCAGAGCUGAUAACGUAAGCGUUGCUGAGAAAAGCAUAACAGUUUCCUGUCCUGUUGAAAGUGGGACAGCCACAAAUAUGAAGCCAUGGAAUGCUGAGGCUGUUCCACUUGAGACUACUGACGACUUAUUAUCACAAUCUCACACCCUUAGUAAAGCACUGGGGCAUCAGAGGGCAGAUUUCAUCAGGCAAUCUCUUAGCUCACACCAGCACAAUCUCCAAUCCACUCAGGCACAGAAAGAUAACAUUUUCGAAUCGGCGGACCAAAAUAUCUUGGGGAAGCAGAUGCGACUGCAGUUCAGACAGUGAAUUCUAAUCGGCGCUGAAGUCACACAGCACAUUUCCUCCUCCUUUCUGUAUCUCUCAUACCCCAUUUCAGUCUCACUUACUCCCUCCUCCUGAUGCUCCUAUAUCUCCUCUAUCUCUAUUCAUCAUGAGUGAGGUGUUUUGAGUUCCUGACUGCAGGGUUUUACUGCUCAUAGUAUUUUGUUUGUCUCCAUACUGCUGAAGAAACUUAAUCUGAUAUAUGAAGUUUGUAUUAUGUUUCCGGCUGAUCCUGAAAGCAGGAGAGCUUCACAGUAAAUAAUCUCAAUUGAUUGAGAGCGUUGCACGGACCAGCUUGUCUGCGCUGUCGUUCAGAUAACGCUGUCGGCUCUGCUUCCAUAUUUGUAAUAACAUCUGCACACCAUCAUGACUAAUCUCUCCGUCUCUCUUUAUGUGUAGAAUUAGUGAGUGUGAGAAAUGUGUAAGAUAGACUAACCAAAACUGGCUUUUUUUAUUCGUCCCACAAGAUACUCCAUGUGGUUUUAUACCAUAAGCGUAAUGGGAUUAAAUGUUAAAUAUCGCUCCAUAGCCUUUUUCUCAGCACCAUUAAAACAACAACAACAAUAAUAAUAAUGCAUUCAAUAAUAGACCUAAAUUGGACGAUGCAGCAGAAAGUAUUUCGACUUCAAAGAAACACUGAUUUGAUCAUAAAUUUGUAUUUCUGUAGGUUCUUUCAUGUUUUCCUAAUGUUUGUGUCAGUUUCCUUCAUCACUUUUGCUAGUAGGUGCCAUACAUCUGUUUGUGUAUAUGCGGUUGUGUGUGUAUGGUGCCCUGUGAUGCACUGGUGCCUCAUGGUGUAUUCCCACCUAGUGUUCCAGUGUUCUGUAUGGUCUAAAGACCACCAUGUCUCUGAACAUGAUUAAGCAGUGACUGUAGUUAAUGCCUUUUAAAAUGUACUGUAUGUUUGACUUUAAAUAAAGACGAAUGUCAAUAAAUAA
Molecule: messenger RNA, 3617 nt
Organism: Silurus meridionalis
Lineage: Eukaryota; Metazoa; Chordata; Actinopteri; Siluriformes; Siluridae
Gene: c7h10orf90
Product: chromosome 7 C10orf90 homolog
Exons: 9
Coding region: 361-2664 (767 amino acids)
Source: RefSeq, a predicted model, not a curated record